Messenger RNA from Sarcophilus harrisii (Tasmanian devil), 2697 nucleotides. Its product is annotated as vomeronasal type-2 receptor 26-like. The record is from RefSeq and is a predicted model, not a curated record. Gene Ontology annotation, biological process: G protein-coupled receptor signaling pathway. Gene Ontology annotation, cellular component: membrane. Gene Ontology annotation, molecular function: G protein-coupled receptor activity. Lineage: Eukaryota; Metazoa; Chordata; Mammalia; Dasyuromorphia; Dasyuridae.
UCAGGCUUGAAACUUUGGAUAAUUUUUAGGGAGAUGUUGCAUACUCAGAAAAGUAAUUCUCAACUAUUUUCUUCCCUUUUUAUAUGUCUUUUGCUGCAGUUCCCAGGCUCUGGGCACAGAACUGAGGAGCUGCACUGCUUCCACCAGAUCAACCCAAUUGUUUCCCAAGAUGGGGAUCUGGUCAUUGGGGUUUUUUUAUCUUUGUUUUCAGUUGAAGUAAACAAGGUAACAGGAGAACUGUUUGAAAGUCCUCCUAACAAAGCUUGUAAUCCUUAUCAGUGGCUGCACAAAAAUUAUCAACAAGGCCUGGCUGUUGUUUUUGCUGUGGAGGAGAUUAACAGGGAUACCAAUCUGUUGCCCAACAUUUCCUUAGGAUUCUAUCUCUACAACACCUACCACAGCGAUGAGAGGACCUUGGAUAGCUCCCUUUGGUGGCUCUCUGGGCAGGGCCAGGUCAUUCCAAACUACAUCUGCAGGAAGCAGGAUAAAUCUAUAGCUGUCAUUGGAGGAGUCACAUCAGCUCUCUCUGUUCAGAUGGGAACCCUGCUUGACCUCUAUAAGUUUCCACAGAUCAGCUAUGGUCCAUUUGAUUCCAUUCUUAAUGACAAAGUCCAGUUUCCUUCCCUCUAUCAAAUGGCACCCAAAGACUCUUCUCUUCACCAAGGUGUUGUCCGAUUAAUGGUAUAUUUUGAAUGGAACUGGAUAGGUCUGAUUGCCUCAGAUGAUAUGAAAGGUGAGGAAUUCCUCUGGGAAAUGAGAGAGGAAAUGAUAAAGAAUAGUGUUUGUGUGUCCUUCACAGAGAAGAUUCCUGUCAGUGAGAGAAGACAUAUGGAAUCACAAAAGACUUUCAUGCCCAGGAUCUUAGCAUCAUCAACCAAAGUGAUUGUCAUCCAUGGAGACACAGAUUCAUUGAUGAUUUUGAGAUACUCACAAAUUCCUUUAUUACCAAUACAAAAGGUGUGGAUUGCCACAUCUCACUGGGACAUUACUAUGAGAUCUCUCUAUGCUGAAGGUAAUUCUUUCCAUGCAGCUCUCACAUUUUCAUACUUGACUAGUGAAAUCCCUGGGUUCAAGACUUUUAUGAAAACAAUUACACCUUCUAAAUAUCCAAAUGAUAUUCUACUUAGAGAAUUCUGGCUCUCCGCUUUUAAGUGUCUAGAUCAACCAGAAAAUCAGGAGCAAGAGACAUGUUCACCAAAUGCUUCCUUGGAGAGUUUGAAUCUGUGUUCUUUUGAAAUGACUAUGUCUGGCUUGAGUUACACUAUCUAUAAUGCUGUCUAUGCUGUGGCUUGGGCUCUUCAUCAGUUGUUCAUGAAAAAACCAGAGAAAAGAUCAAUGGGAGAUGAAGAGUAUCUAGUCAUGUAUACUUAUUGUCUGCACUCCUACUUGAAGAACACCCAAUUUAAGAACAGUGCUGGUGAUGAGGUGUUUGUGGAUGAAAAUAAACACUCUGAGGCUCAAUAUGCCAUUAUGAAUUAUGUGUUCUUUCCUAAUGGGACUGAUGCUUUGGUAAAAGUGGGGCAGUUUGUCCCUGAAGCUCCACUUGGUCAAGAUUUCAUGAUUCAUGAGGAUGCUAUAGAGUGGAGUUGGUGGGAUUCAAAGGUUCCUUGUGGAGUAUGCAGUGACAGCUGUGAUCCUGGAUUCAGGAAAUCCCCUUUGGAGGGGGAGCCUGCCUGCUGCUUUGACUGCUCCCCACGCCCAGAGGGAGAGACCUCCAGUCAAAUGAAUGCAGAGCAGUGUAUGAAAUGCCCAGAUGAUGAAUAUCCAAAUAAGCAGAGAGAUCUCUGCCUUCCCAAGCUUGUAACCUUCCUAAAUGUCAAAGAACCUUUGGGAAUGGUUUUGAUCUUAAUGGCUGUUUCUUUUUCAUUACUGACAGUUCUGGUUCUGUGGGUCUUUGUCAAGUUCCAAGAAACUCCCAUAGUCAAAGCCAAUAACCGCAAUCUCAGUUAUACUCUCCUUAUCUCUCUUACCUUCUGUUUCCUCUCUGCCUUGCUCUUCAUAGGCCGUCCUACCACUGCCACCUGUCUCCUCCAACAAACAGUAUUUGCUGUUGUGUUCACAGUGGCUAUUUCCUCUAUUUUGGCCAAAACCAUCCUAGUGGUUUUGGCUUUCAGGGUUAUAAGACCAGGGAGCAGAAUUCGGAUGUUCAUGCAUCCUAGAGUUUCCAAAUAUGUUGUUCUCAUCUGUUCAGGGAUUCAAGUAAUUUUCUGUGGCAUCUGGUUGGGAACCUAUCCUCCCUUUCCAGAAGCAGACACACACUCCAAACCCAGCCACAUUAUCCUUACAUGUAACGAGGGCUCCACCUUUGCAUUUUAUUGUGUCCUGGGCUACAUGGGCUUUCUGGCCCUGGGAAGCUUCACCAUAGCCUUCCUGGCCAGGAAUCUGCCCGAUGUCUUCAACGAAGCCAAGUUCAUCACAUUCAGGAUGCUGGUGUUUUACAGCGUCUGGGCCACUUUUCUUCCCACUUAUCAGAGCACCAAAGGGAAGGCCAUGGUGAUUGUGGAGAUCUUCUCCAUCUUGGCCUCUAGUUCUGGGCUAUUGGGCUGCAUUUUUAUUCCCAAAUGUUAUGUGAUCCUCUUCAAGUCAAACAGAAAUACCCAGAAACAUAACAAGAAUAAACAGGAUUCCAGAGGCAAGACUUUAUCAGGAGCAUACCCUAACACUUCUAGUUCUGGGAAUAAUAGUUCUGAAAAAUAA